Molecule: messenger RNA, 1369 nt
Organism: Ananas comosus (pineapple)
Lineage: Eukaryota; Viridiplantae; Streptophyta; Magnoliopsida; Poales; Bromeliaceae
Product: gibberellin 2-beta-dioxygenase 8
Exons: 3
Coding region: 119-1096 (325 amino acids)
Molecular function (GO): dioxygenase activity
Source: RefSeq, a predicted model, not a curated record
UUUGUUAAUACUGAAAAAUAAGAAAAACCCUCAACCUCUUAUCCUCUCUUAGUAAUUAUCUCAAACACUUUGUCGACAUUACCCCACCAACACGAACACCUCUCCAACACCACCAACAAUGGCGUCGGCCUCACCCGACCCCUCGUACCCGCCCCUCUUCCGCGGGCCCAAUAACCACCGCGUCACGCCGCCGACGCCGCGGCGAGGCCCAACAACGGCCCACGAGCCCAGCUCCGAGCUCCCCGUGUUGGACCUCGAAAACCUGGGCCCGGCCCAGCUCGCGGGGGCCUGCGCCGAGUGGGGCCUCUUCCGCGCCGCCAACCACGGCGUCCCCGCCGCGCUCGCCGCCGAGCUCCGCCGCGCCGCCGCGGCCCUCCUCGCCCUCCCCUUCGAGGCCAAGGACGCCGCCGCCCCCGCGUACUUUUGGGGCUCCCCCGCGGGGCCGAUUCGGGUUAAGAAUCUCAACUGGGUCGAGGGUUUCCACGUCUCGCUCGCUCGUUGUGGCGACGCGGCGAUCAGCGGCCGCGAGUUUUCACUCUUUAGGGACCUUGUGAACCAAUACUGCAAGCACAUGGCGAGAAUCGCGAGAACGAUCUUCGACGCGAUGGCGAUCGAUCUCAAGCUAACCGGCGAUCAAUCGUCGUCCUACCUCUCCGAACACGACGGCACGUUCCGAGUGUACCGUUACCCGCGGCGCCCCGAAAACUGCGACAAUUUGGGAAUGGAGGCUCAUACAGAUAGCUCAGUGUUGUCCAUCCUGAACGAAGACGACGUCGGCGGCCUCCAAAUCCUUCACCGAGGCGAGUGGCUCGACGUAAAGCCGAUCGCAGAUACGCUUAUAGUCAACCUCGGCGACAUGAUGCAGGCCAUUAGCAGUGACAGGUACAAAAGUGUGGAACAUAGAGUGGUGGCGAGUCCGUUUACGGAGAGGAAAUCGCUAUGCUACUUUGCUUUUCCAGUAGAAGAUAGUGUGAUCAUAAGCUCAAAGUACAAGCCAUUUACUUACAGGGAGUUCAAAGCUCAAGUAGAGGAGGAUAUCAAGGCCACAGGAGCUAAGGUUGGGCUCAGUCGAUUCAGAUUAAGUGCUUCAAACUAAGCCUUUCUCUCUUUUUUUAAAAUUUUUUUUUUCUGUGUAUUCUGUUUUCUUUUCUCUCUUAAUGUGUUUGAGUUAAUGAAGUCUCUGCAAGUAUGUAUAUCUUUAAACGCACUGUUACGGACGAUAACGGCGUUAUAGAUGUCUGAUUAGUUCGGCUUCUAAAAUAACUUCUCUAUUAUGAGAAGUAGCCUCUUGUUAAACAAGCAAAAAUAUGAGGCUUCUGGAGAGGAAACAGGGAGAAAAUCAGAGUUGUAAAUGCUGCAGAUCUUUUUA